Molecule: messenger RNA, 1953 nt
Organism: Melanaphis sacchari
Lineage: Eukaryota; Metazoa; Arthropoda; Insecta; Hemiptera; Aphididae
Product: kinetochore protein NDC80 homolog
Exons: 14
Coding region: 1-1953 (650 amino acids)
Biological process (GO): attachment of mitotic spindle microtubules to kinetochore
Cellular component (GO): Ndc80 complex
Source: RefSeq, a predicted model, not a curated record
AUGAGAUUAAAUAGUCAAGAAAAUCACAAUAAGGUAAAAAAAUCAAUUCUUUUGAAACCUGGAUUUUUAGCGAAAAAAAAGUCUUUAAAUCCUGGGUUAUUUGAAAGAAAAAAAUCUAUUUCAUCAGAAAAUUUGUCCAAACAUCAUUCAAAACAGUGGCUAUCAAAAUCGAAGAACCCAGAAACUACACCCGUGAUUAUUAACACCAGUGUUAAUAAAAAUGCGUCUACGCCUAAUCUUAAUCCAAAUUUUCCAGGAAUGAAUUCUAGUGACAAGAGUCGAAAUUCAAACUCAGAACCACAUUAUAGUAACUACGGCGUAGUUAAAAAUAGAAAAGAAGUGCGACCUUUAGCUGAAAAAGACUUUCAACAAACAGCUAUUCAUAAAAUUCAAAAUUAUUUUUUAACUGCUCCAAAUGCAAGUAAAAUUCUGAAUAAUGGUAGUAUAAGGCCAAUGACAACUACUAGGUUUACUGAUAUGUGCAAGUAUUUAUUACAAAAGCUAGAAAGAAAUCAAAUAUUAAAUGAAAAUAAAUACGUGGAAGAUUUACCCAAAAUAAUGAAAAAGUAUUAUUAUAAAGGAAAAGUGGAUAAAUCAUGGCUUAUUACUGUAAAUGCCAGUCAUUCGUUUCCACAAGUGGUUGGUUUAUUUCUUUGGUUAGUAGAAUUAUGUGAAUCUCAAAAAGGAUUUAACGUUUUGGACGAAAUGUAUCCAUUAAUCCUUGAUUCGGACAAAUCUGAAGAUUAUGAACAAAAAGUGCAAUUUAAGUUGUACUUGCCAUUUUUAUUAAAUGUAUAUCAAAUUGAGAGUAAAGGAACUGUUAAACUUGAAAUUCAAGAAUCACUGCAUAAACAAGAAGAGUUGUUGCUGGAAAAUUAUAUCAAAACACUUGGCAUUGAUAAAAAAUUAUUGAUUAAAUUAGAGACAGAAGUUAAUAACCAUAAGAAGGAUCUUAAUACUCUAAGUGACAUUACUGAAGAAAAAAAAUUGGAGGAAAUGAAAGCUAUGAAAAUAGCAUUACAUAAAGAUAUUGUUAAUUCAAAAAACUAUAUUAAAGAUUUACAAACUUGUUACAAUGAAAUACAGGAGUAUAUAUUAAAAAAAAAGGAUGAAUGUGUUUUUCAAGAAAACAAUAUUGAAAACUUACAAAAAGAAUUAAAUAUGGUAAAUAGUUGUAUUAAUAGUCAAGAAAUUACUCAAGCUGAUAAGAAAAUUAUUGAAGAAGAUAUUUUUUGUCUAAAACAAGACUUAAAAUUUGAGGAAAAUUGCUUAGAAGAAUACAAAAACAUAGUGUGCUCUGAAAAUUUAAAAGUUAUUGAUGUUAAAUUAAAACUGGACACAUUAUUUGUACAAUACCAUAAACUGUGUGCAGAAAAUAUUGUUGUAUUACCUGAACUUGAAAACGCUAUAACAGAUAAGAAUAUUCUUGCUAUAUACACAAGAGAAUCUCUGAAAAAAGUUGAUGAAUUAUUAAAAUCUUUAAAAAAUAAAAAUGUUCAAAGACUUAAAGAAGUUGAACAAAAAAAUGCUUCUAUACAAAUUAAUGUUGAUUUAGCACAGCUAGAAUACAACAAACUGAAGUUAAUAGUUGAAAAAUCAGAUUUUGAACGCAACGCUGAUAAAAAACAUUGGUUAGAAAUCGCUGAUCGUCAAUUUAAGGAAAAAGAAGAGCUUGAAAAUAAGUUGAAUAAGAUUAAAGCAGAAAUAGAAAAUAAUAAUUUUAAUGACACGGAAAAUUUAAAACUGGUUGAAAUCAAAACAGAAGAAAAAAAUAAUUUACAUAAACAAAUAAAUGAGAUGGAAAAUGAAAAGGAGUACAUCUCAAGAAGGAUAUAUAAUUCUUUGAAAAAGCACGCGGAACUUAUUAAGGAAACAAAAAAGUUUAUUAAGAAGCUUAAUGACGAAGAAUUACAGAAACUGCAAUCAAUUAAAAGUAAAUACAUCCAACUAUAG